Molecule: messenger RNA, 1299 nt
Organism: Periophthalmus magnuspinnatus
Lineage: Eukaryota; Metazoa; Chordata; Actinopteri; Gobiiformes; Gobiidae
Gene: slc25a35
Product: solute carrier family 25 member 35
Exons: 5
Coding region: 400-1299 (299 amino acids)
Source: RefSeq, a predicted model, not a curated record
UAAUACGUCAAACGCCUAUACAAUUUAACACUUUCAUCAAACCAAAAAAUCCUAAAAAAUGUAUUAAAUAGACACACCACGAGUGUCAAAACAUACAGCUGGGUUUAUUACUCGCCAGGCCGUACUACCGUACUACGUUCGGAUCAUGACUCUUAAUAUCCGAGGAUACAUCAGGUCCCUGAACGCCUCUCAUGUCCGCACCCCGGAAAGGCCCACGGGACUGACAGGAGGGGGCCAGCUGCGCGUGCUGUGGGUUUGUGGGAGGAGGGCAUGGAGCGGAGCUGGGUUCUGUAAAAUAAGGGGCCCGUGGGCUUCAGGCCUGAACGCCCCAUCUCCCCUCUCUGCCCUCUCUGCCCUCUCUCCCCUCUCUGCCCUCUCUGCCCUCUCUCCGUGCUCGACAUGGAUUUCCUUCUCAGCGGUGCGGCUGCCUGUGGAGCAUGCCUCUUCACAAACCCGCUGGAAGUGGUCAAAACGCGCAUGCAGCUCCAAGGAGAGCUACGGAGCCGCGGGACGUACCAAGUCUAUUAUAGAAACGUUUUCCAUGCGUUUUACACUAUCGGUAAAGUGGACGGCCUGUCCGGUUUACAGAAAGGACUCGCACCGGGCCUUGUGUACCAGUUUUUUAUGAAUGGAGUGAGACUGGGGUCUUACGCGAUCAUUGAAUCUUCUGGUUACAUCCACAACAGCGAUGGGAGAAUCAGCACAGCCAGGACCACGCUGGCAGGAGCUAUGUCAGGGGUGGUGGGUGCAGUCAUGGGCAGCCCCGUUUAUUUAGUCAAGACCCAUUUGCAAAGUCAGUCUACCUCGUCCAUUGCAGUGGGACACCAGUACAAACACCAGGGCAUGCUCCACGCGCUCAGAGUCAUCUAUAAGGAACACGGGGUCCUAGGGCUGUGGAGGGGCUCCAGUGCAGCUGUACCCAGAGUCAGUAUAGGGUCUGCGGCUCAACUCUCGACCUUCUCCUCCUCAAAAGAACUGGUGCUUGAACUGCAGGUGUUUCCCAAAAACAGCUGGCUGGUUGCCCUGAGUGCCGGGAUGAUUAGCAGUGUGGUGGUGGUUUUGGCCAUGACACCCUUUGAUGUUGUGAGCACACGACUUUAUAACCAACCAGUGGACCAUCUGGGCAAGGGGCAGCUUUAUAAAGGAUUUGCUGACUGCUUUUCUAAGACGUUAAAGAAGGAAAGCUUGAUGGGACUGUACAAGGGCCUGGGAGCUUCAUACUUCCGACUCGGUCCACACACCAUUCUCUCUCUGUUCUUCUGGGAUGAACUGCGAAAGUUUUACUGGGGCUUCAGAUAG